Messenger RNA from Penicillium arizonense, 1869 nucleotides. RefSeq names its product Zn(II)2Cys6 transcription factor. The transcript is spliced from 7 exons. Bases 1 to 1869 code for a protein of 622 amino acids. The record is from RefSeq and is a predicted model, not a curated record. Gene Ontology annotation, molecular function: zinc ion binding; DNA binding; DNA-binding transcription factor activity, RNA polymerase II-specific. Gene Ontology annotation, biological process: DNA-templated transcription; regulation of DNA-templated transcription. Lineage: Eukaryota; Fungi; Ascomycota; Eurotiomycetes; Eurotiales; Aspergillaceae.
AUGUCACGAAAUUCUCGUGCCAGCGAUGAACGGGAAAUUGACCGCGUUCUUCGUCUCAAGCGCAAGGAGACCGAAAUAAAAGCUUGUAUCCCCUGCAGGCGACGCAAAGUGAGAUGUGAUAAGGGUUCCCCUUGUAAGACAUGCCAGAAACGUGGCCAUCCACUGAUCUGCACCUACGCUCCGGGCCACCAAUCCCCUGCUACCAGAAGAAUUCCGUAUGGGCAAGCCUUAUCUACAGCUAGGCAUUCAGCCAAUCCAGAAGAAGCUCCGGAUCUUUCCUUGCAGGGUCUUGGUUCGUAUACAUGCGGGCGACAGCAAGAGAGGACUUCUAUGCAAAGCCCCAGAAGAACUCCGCUCUCCGCAUCUGCCAUGCAAGAAGAAAGCGCUCAGGACUAUAUCUUCUCUGGCGAUAACUCUAUCGCGUCUAUUGUGCGAUCGCAAGCCCAAAGGUCUAAUGAUACUCUUAAAAUGAACCUUGAACCCGUACUCGGUCUUCAAAAUACGUUCAGCAGCUACCCUUUUAUGGACCAAAAGUUGUCUCAAAAUAAGUGGGCAAUGUUACUGGAGAUACUUCCGCAGCGAGACGAAGUCCUUAAGUUUUUCCACGUUUACAAAACCUCUAACUACCUUUUUACUCCAGUCCUCGUCGAUAUGGACCAGUUUGAGCUAGAUAUCUACUCUUAUUUGAACGCCCUUGCAGCAGGUGAGCUCCAAGGUUCAAGUCAGACAUCAGAUCGUUGGCUAUCAGGAAAAUCCUUGGGAUUUAUCAGUUUGAUUUUGGCUGUGUUGGCAGCGGGCGCACAUUUCUCGGAUAUCGAGAAUCCCGAGCGCGCAAGCUUAUGCCAGGAUUUUGAGCAGAGAUCGUUCCAAGCGCUCCGGUUGGCCAACUUCUUGUUUCGCCCUUCCGCGGAUAUUGUUCAGACGCUCUUACUACUUGGGAGCACACUUCAGAAUAACGGCCAGUCUGAUGCUGCAUGGGCUAUGCUAGGUACAACUGUGCGAUUGGCGCAGAUCCAAGGCUUUCAUACCGAGAAAGGCAUGGCCCAUCUCUCAGAACGUAUGAAAAGUACAGCAAGGAAAUGCUGGUCAAAUGUCGUAUGGCAAGACGCUUUGCUUAGCUUAUGCCACGGCCGUCCUCCUGUUACCUCUAGAUAUACCUCGACGGAGUUGGCUGGUGACAAUCUUUCCUAUACAGAUAUCACGGAUUACAUCUGCCGACUUGGCCUGAAGAUAGUCGAUGCAGGGGAGCCAGACGCACGAGACGCUAUCCCUUCUAUUGCUGCUUUAGGAGGCUUGGAUAAUGCGUACAGCCGCGCGCAACCGCAUCUACGCUCCCGAGAGAACUGCAAAACCUUUCACCAGCAUUUAGAGCACUUUCAGGCCUUGAGUACCGUCCCUCUUAGGAGCUGGCCAAUGGUGCACACUGCCCUUAUAUCAACGUUACUUUUAUGUAUUUGGGAAGAGACUCGGAGUGAUCCGGAAUGUCGAGAUUUACAGCAAAAGGUUAUCGAGGUCUUUGCAACUGCAGCACCUACUUCUGUAUCUGCCUCUCAGAGCUGGCAGUGGCUUUCCGAGGGGCACUCACGAGCUCUUGUUGCACUCCGAAAUGCAUUUUGCGACGAAAGCGGCCUCAGGGCAUCGACGGAUCAAGAACAUGUGGACGCACGACGGGUUGUUACAGACACCCAGAGCCACGAUGAAGUGAAUUUUGAUAGUCCUAAUGACAUUCCUCCGUUUAAUAUCCCCAGCCAGCUUCACGAUGCCUCUGAUUAUAGCACAAUCCCAAGUGGCAGUCUCACCUCGGAGGAGCUGGAUCUCCUGUACAACUCGCCGUUGUCGUACAUUGACUCUAUCUUAAAUGGACAAUGA